Dovyalis caffra is the source of this 189-nucleotide messenger RNA. The record is from the annotation of a GenBank genome assembly. NCBI's taxonomy places the organism in Eukaryota, Viridiplantae, Streptophyta, Magnoliopsida, Malpighiales, Salicaceae.
AUGCGCCAGCUUUCUCUGAUGGACAUGAAAGUGGAGAGUGAGAGGGGAGAUUCCCCACAAGAUGAGAAUAGAUCUCGGGAACUUAGGGAUUCACUGAUGCUGUUGUUCACGAAUCCCUUUCUAGUGGACUUGGCUAGACUAAUUGCAGAGGAUAAGUCGGCAGAGAUUGCAACGUGGAAUCCGGAGUGA